GGUGCUGCGGAUGAGAUUUUGGCCGUCCUCAAGAACGAAACAUUUAAAAACCCUGAGAAAAAGAUGGAGAUCGAGAAGUUGCUCAACAAAAUUAAAGACCAGGAGUUUGAUCAGCUUGUUAGCAUUGGGAAGUUGAUCACUGAUUUUCAAGAGGGUGGUGAUUCUGGUGGUGGUAAGGCGAAUGACGAUGAGGGGCUUGAUGAUGAUUUGGGCGUCGCUGUUGAAUUUGAGGAGAAUGAAGAAGAUGAUGAGGAUAGUGAUCCUGAUAUGGUUCAAGAGGAAGAUGAUGAGGAGGAUGAAGAGCCU
Messenger RNA from Camelina sativa (false flax), 306 nucleotides. NCBI's taxonomy places the organism in Eukaryota, Viridiplantae, Streptophyta, Magnoliopsida, Brassicales, Brassicaceae. The record is from RefSeq and is a predicted model, not a curated record.